Messenger RNA from Trifolium pratense (red clover), 441 nucleotides. Its product is annotated as ubiquitin-like protein 5. The transcript has a single exon. Gene Ontology annotation, cellular component: cytoplasm; nucleus. The record is from RefSeq and is a predicted model, not a curated record. The coding region runs from base 78 to 299 and encodes 73 amino acids. NCBI's taxonomy places the organism in Eukaryota, Viridiplantae, Streptophyta, Magnoliopsida, Fabales, Fabaceae. Gene Ontology annotation, biological process: protein modification process; mRNA splicing, via spliceosome. Gene Ontology annotation, molecular function: protein tag activity; protein binding.
UACUAAAGACGUAACAGAAAACACAAUUACUCUGUGACUCAGAAAAGAAUCAGAAAUCGAUCGCAGAAGAAGAGAAGAUGAUAGAAGUGGUUCUGAACGAUAGGCUUGGGAAGAAGGUACGUGUGAAGUGCAAUGAAGAUGACACAAUCGGUGACUUGAAGAAGCUUGUUGCUGCACAGACAGGAACGAGACAUGACAAGAUACGGAUUCAGAAAUGGUAUACAAUCUACAAAGAUCACAUCACUCUCAAAGAUUAUGAGAUUCAUGAUGGCAUGGGACUCGAACUCUACUACAACUAAUUCUUCUUCUUCUUGUUAGUUAUGUUUUCGAUAUAAAUUCCUCUCUUAUUUGUACUUUAAUUAAUAAUUAGAGGAUUAAUUAGAGAAUGACACAACACAAUUUGGGUUUGUUUACGUUGAAAACCAGAAUGUUUGUUUCUAA